ACGUCACUAGCUCAUGGACUCUUGCUAAUAUGAAAGAAAUGAAUUUAUCAGGUAAGUUCUUACAUAAAUUAUGUUAUUAUAUAAUUGUCUUCAAUUAUCUUGGUAUAUGCUGUUGAAGAAGCAACAAUGCACUACUGGGAGCAAGCUGAGACGAUUGAGUGAGCCAAUAACAUGAGGCUUAUAUGUGUAGCCACCAAUCAGCAGCUGCUGAGCCUACCUAGGUAUCCUUUUCAACAAAGGAUAUCAAGACAACAAAACAGAUAAUAGAAGUAAAUUGGAAAUUUGUUUAAAAUCACAUGUUCUAUCUGAAUUAUGAAUGAAAAACAUUAUGUUUCAUGUACCUUUUUUAGAUAUAGCUUCUUAGGAGAUACAAAUGUUAGUUGUACUUACUGCAGUAUUCUUAUAGUUACUAUAAGGUCAAAUUGUAAGAGUAAAAAUGUUAAGUAAAACAAGUCAGUUUUAUAUCAUAGACCUUUAUCAUUGUCAUCAAAAUAGAAAUUACUACACAGGGAAGAGGGGAAUGGGGCUAAAUAGCUAAUCAAAUUUGUAGCCACAGAUUCUUCAGUUUUCCUGAAGAAUCAAGAUGUCAUUGAGGUUUGUGUGACUUAGACAGAGAUCUGUGCAUUAAUAUGUAACAUGUACACCCUCCUCUUUAGCUGUAGGUCAGUGUUACUGUGACAAGGUGAGUACCUGUUUUUUGGAGUAUUGGGUUGAUUCACGUGUGACCAACAAGAAGACAACUUCUAAGAACCAAACCUCGGAGAUCUACAUGCUGACUGGGAAGGAACAAAUGGAGUUUGAUGAAGUUGCAGUUUAUUUCUCGGAGGAGGAGUGGGGCUUUAUAACUGAAGAACAAAAAGAGCUUUAUAAGGAUGUGAUGAUGGAGAAUUACCAGAGCCUCAGGUCUCUAGGAUAUGUUCAUGUAAAACCUUUACUUGUUGCAAAGAUUGAGCAUGGAGAGGAGCCGUACGUUUGCAGUUUUCCAGUCACCAAAGGAUAUGUUCAUGUAAAACCUUUACUUGUUGCAAAGAUUGAGCAUGGAGAAGAGCCAUACAUGUGCAGUUUUCCAGUCGCCAAAGGUGAAUUUACAAACUGCAGUAAUCCUAGUCAUGGUGAAAAUACAGAUACAUGUUUUAAUCUUCAAAAUCAAAGAAGCCACAUGGGAAAUUUAUGUUCUGAAUAUGGAAAAUGUUUUACCAGGACACCAAAUCUUUUAAGACAUCAGAAACUUCAUACAGAAGAGAAAACAUUUUCAUGUUCUAAAUGUGGGAAAUGUUUUGCUCAGAAAUCACGUCUUGUUAUGCACCAGAAAAUUCAUACAGAAGAGAAAGCAUUUUCAUGUUCUGAAUGUGGGAAAUAUUUUGUUUGGAAACAAAGUUUUGUUUUCCAUCAGAGAAUUCAUACUGGAUUAAAAGCAUUCUCAUGUACUGAAUGUGGGAAAUGUUUUACUGAUAAAUCAACGCUUAAUAGGCAUAAAAAAAUUCAUACAGGAGAGAAAGCAUUUUUAUGUUCUGAAUGUGGGAAAUGUUUUGCUCAGAAAUCAUGGCUUGUUAUGCACCAGAAAAUUCAUACAGGAGAGAAAGCAUUUUCAUGUUCUGAAUGUGGGAAAUGUUUUGUUUGGAAACAAAGUCUUGUUUUGCAUCAGAGAAUUCAUGCUGGCGUAAAAGCAUUCUCCUGUACUGAAUGUGGGAAAUGUUUUACUGAUAAAUCAACGCUUAAUAGGCAUAAAACAAUUCAUACAGGAGAGAAAGCAUUUUUAUGUUCUGAAUGUGGGAAAUGUUUUGCUCGGAAAACACAUCUUAUCAAGCAUCAUAAAAUUCAUACAGGAGAGAAAACAUUUUCAUGUUCUGAAUGUGGGAAAUGUUUUAUUGAUAAAUCAACUCUUACUAGGCAUCAGAAAAUUCAUACAGGAGAGAAAGCAUAUUCAUGUUCUGAAUGUGGGAAAUGUGUUAUUCAUAAAUCAACUCUUAAUAGGCACCAGAAAAUUCAUACAGGAGAGAAAGCAUUUUCAUGUUCUGAAUGUGGGAAAUGUUUUAUUGAUAAAUCAACUCUUAAUAUGCAUUAAAAAAAAAAUCAUAUAGGAGAGAAAGCAUUUUCAUGUUCUGAAUGUGGGAAAUGUUUUUCUCGGAAAUCAAAUCUUACGUCACAUCGAAAAAUUCAUACAAGAUAAUUAUUUUGUUCAUACAGAUGGCACAAAUCCACAAUCCAUUACUCCUGGGAAUUACUCUUCUCUACCUCAAGGAGGAAGCAAAGAUUCCCAAAUCCAAAGAGCCCUAAAACAAAAUUCCCACCUCACACAUGCCUCAGUUUUUACUUUGCCUCCACUGUAGGAUUUCCUGUCUAUAUUGAGGCCUAGUUUCCACUCAGUGUACAGUGCUUGUCAGAAGGAUGUAUACAUGGUGUAUGGUUUGAUUCUUUUUUCACCAUAAUUGGUUGCAGGGACUCUUGCUCCCUUUAUGGAUCUAAAAUAUACUCUUAUUCCUUAAACCUUUUGCUGAUAUGUUUCAGUACUAGUUUGGCUGUCUGUUGCUUAUUUGCUGGUGGAAGAGUUUCUAUUUUUAAGUAUUCUAUUAAACAUUAAACUAUGUUAUGGACACUUGUAUAUAUGGACCUGGAGCAGAAUCCUUUACACUAUUCCGUUUCAGUUUUGCACACUUUUUUUGGGGGGGGCCUUUAAGUUUGUGUGUUACGCACAUCGGGUUAACGCUUGUCGAACUAGCACAUGUCCCUUUAGUCUUUGUUUAGUUUUGCGCAUUGGGUUAACGCACAUUCGUCCUCGGCUAUGCACACAUAGGAUUUUUUUUACAUGCAUUAAUGCUUUCUGAUAAGCAUUAUCUGCCUUCUAAUUUUAUGUUAAUGUCUCCUGCUUUGUUUUCCAGUUCGGCUUAGCACGUAUUGUGACUGUGAGUUUAUUUAAAAAUCUACCUAGGAGGGGUGAUUUCCAUUUCACAGGAGCUUUUUAGGGGGUUAAAGUGUUUAUUGCAUUGUUUUGCCAAAAGCUAUAAUAGAGCAGUCUGAUUUUGUCCAUAAAUCUGCACAAGAAACUGAGUCCCCUGAACACCUUUCUACUAUUAUUAGUGUGCUUAUUGUAAAAAGUUGUAGUGCCUUCUCCAGGUCAUUUAUGUGGCUCAUGUUUAGAAUUGUUAAUGCAAUCAGACCAACCUAAUGAUGUUUCCUUGGAUAUGAACACACCAGGAGAAUACUGACAUCAUUUUACAUACUGUUAACAUUUUUAUCAAGGCUGCAGUUUCUGAGGCACUGACUACUCUCCCGCCUUCAAACAAGGCCAGUUCAGAUUUUACCUUCUACAAGUUAUAUCUGCCCUGAAAGGAAGUUUCCUCUGGUGAUGAGGAAUCUUCAUCUGAUGUUGAACCUGAUAUUUUGGACCUCAGGCCACCAUCCACCACAGCGGAUUACUUCUCAUUAUACUAGGUCAGUUGCCACUUCUUGGGCUUUCAAGCUUUAGUUGACCAUAUCUACUUGAUCUUUGUAUACUUUUACAAAAUUCUACCAUUUUUAUGUUUUUGCUUCUUCUGAAGCAACUUUUGGUAGGAAGGUUCUUCGGGCAGCUGUCUCAGUUUGACAUUUUGCCUGUUUGAUUUAUUUUAAUUGCAUUCAAAAAUAUUUUUUUAUUUGGGUUGUGGAUUUAAUUUUCCAGUGAAAAAAAUGGUUUUCCCUUUAUGUUAUUACUCGCGUACUCCACAGCUUGAGUAUUAUUUCCCAGGAGUAAUGUAUAGUGGACUCUCACCACCUGUAUGAAAGAAAACAUAAUUUAUGCUUACCUGGUAAAUUUAUUAAUGUAUGGUGGUGAGAUUCCAGAAGACCCCACCCUUAUGUUUUUUUAGGGUUAUUUUUUUUCUUAGCAGUUAUAUUUUCCCUACUCUUUUUCUUUCCUCACAUUGAUUGGCUAUACAUUAGACUGAUGUCUUUGUGAGGUGGGAGGGGGCUUAUAGGGUUCUUGGGGUUUGAGAAUUUUUGCCUCCUAAGAAAAGUAAUUUGCAGGAGUAAUAGAUCGUAGACUCUCACCAUCAUGAAAUAAAUGAAUUUAUCAGGUAAGCAUAAAUUAUCUUUUUAGGUUCUGAAUUUUUACAGGCAAGUUUGUAUUUAUUUUAACUAGCUAUAAUAGUUUCUAAAUAG
This is a messenger RNA of Bombina bombina (fire-bellied toad), 4137 nucleotides long. Its product is annotated as oocyte zinc finger protein XlCOF6.1-like. Gene Ontology annotation, cellular component: nucleus. The transcript has 5 exons. Gene Ontology annotation, biological process: regulation of transcription by RNA polymerase II. Gene Ontology annotation, molecular function: RNA polymerase II cis-regulatory region sequence-specific DNA binding; DNA-binding transcription activator activity, RNA polymerase II-specific. The record is from RefSeq and is a predicted model, not a curated record. The coding region runs from base 770 to 2065 and encodes 431 amino acids. Lineage: Eukaryota; Metazoa; Chordata; Amphibia; Anura; Bombinatoridae.